AUGCUCCUUCCUCUCACAUUCCCUGCCUAUGCAAACAUUCAGGAUGCUAGCGGUCCUCCAAUACGCGUCAUUGAGUCCGACUUUAACUCGGAACAGACAGCUUCGUUCAUAUCCUGGAGAACAGAGAAUGGUUUAGAUCAUACUGCUGUCGGUAGCUCCAAUGGUUCCAUCAAUGUCUUCAUCUUCCACCCUACCAAUAUUCCAAUUUUGGACUCUCGUGCACGACCCACUAUCACACCACCUUCUGAGCAUAAUCCACCCACUGCCCCAUCUCCAUCUCCCUCACACUCUCGUCGGCACUCUCGAUCCCUCCAGUCACCCUCGUCGUUAUCAUUCAAUCAAGCUCUAAUCAAUGUAUCCGCCAGAGCGCGAGUGGUUUCUGGCGUAUCAUGCGAACAAGUAGAAGCCCCGAAGAAUUACGUUGACUUCGAAGACGAACCUGGACGAUUGAAGGACAUACUCAGGAGCAACAGCAAGCACAAGCGCACUCUCGCAGACUCAAUACUUCCUAACUUUGAUAGAGGCGUAGUGAUAGAGCAGUCGCCUGCUCCAGCCUCUCCAACGCUUCUGCCCACCUUGCCAAACUCAUCUUCAGGUGCUUCUAGCACGAGCAACAAUAAGGAUGAUCCCAGAUCGCUGCUUUCGGCCACAAAUUCCCCGGCGUUCCCCUCGGGAUCUCUUUCGGUACUGCCGUCUCCUCGUCAACUAUCCCCCUUCGAUGGCUCACCGUCUUGCGGAACGGUUAAAGCAAGUAUCAUCCUUGAUCCUUGCGGACCUGGACAUGCGGUAUCUGGCAUGCGGUAUUUAGAGACGGCGGACCUAUUGGUGGUCCUUCAGGAAUCAGGCAAAUUAUCUGCCUUUGACAUGCGGGACAGUACGUGUGUAGCAACAUGUGAAUGCACGAGUACAAGAUCAUAUCAGGAUCAGUUUUGGAAAUGGGAGACUAUUCGGAUAGUGCCUACGGGGGACCCAACGUACCUCAUUCUGGCGUGUGCAUCACCUUCGCAGCCUCCUUUUGCAGAGACAUUUGGCCUUGCAGAUGAACCUCGUGAUUCCACAGCGCGUAUGAAUAUGUUUGAGCUUUCUGUGGGGGACCCGCAUGGUGUGCAUCCAACAAGGUUCGAGAGGCUCGCCUCCGAUGUCUGGCAAGUCGAUGGGCCAGCCGCUGGAGUAGAGUUACUUAUGAAUGAUACCGACGUUCACAUUAAUUCAACGAAUUACCUUGUCACUCGGCGCUUAACUAUCAUCCCCGCAUAUGAAAUACGAGCUCGCGGACGGUCCUUUACCUCUUCUCCAGCUCAUUCACAAGAAGAUAGCAAGUCAUUGGCGAUUCCGAACCCGUUCAAAGUGUUUGGUAGCAAAAGCGUCGAGAGUGUUGCCCUCUUGGGUCAAAAUAAUAAUCCUGCAACAGAGCAGGAGAACAUCUCUCCCACAAUCGAUCUUGGGCGAGUCCAACUAGAGGAAGAAGAAUCCCGUGGUAUUGUGAUCUCAUCUCCAGAGUUUUUGCUUGAAGGCAUUACUGCCCGCUAUGCUGGUUUGAAUGAGAGGAUUAUAGGGCUCGCGUGGUCGAACACAGAUAUUACGGGAUUUAUUGCAGGAGAACAAGAGAGAGACCUUACAACUUUCGCUGUUCCUUUCAAGAGCCGGGGUAAGAUCCAAGGUGUGCAUUUCAUGGAUGAUCAAGCGUUUGUGGUACUUAGUGACACCAUCUCUUACUACUGUUUGCGGCGCGCUGACGCCGAUAAUAACACUGGAACUGCUUUUUCUGGAACGUCGAUGAUCACUCAAGCAAUUCAAACGUCGACGACUUCUGGUGGCCCUUCAUUGAUGCUAUCGUGGUCAAGAUCGUCCCCUCACGAUGUCUUUGCGCUCAGGCAGCUCCGAUCAGGCCAGAAGGAGAUUUUGGUUCAUACUAUCAAUCCCAGGCAGGACGUAUCGACCAAGCAGCAGCGCCGAAGUUUGUGGAGAGCACAGAGUCCGUCCAGUGGUACCAUCCCAGGAGGAGCAACAUUGAUGUCUGUUCUGCCCGUGGAGCUCAACUUUGUCUUACUGGGUUACAGUGAUGGCCACAUUCGACAGACUUCAUUACUGUGCCUUUUGCAGCGAAGGUGCCGUGUACAAUCUGCGCCCCUCUCCGCUUUUUCUCCCAUAUCUGGUGAUGAUUUGUUAUUUGACAAAGUAUCAAACAUGAGCUUGCCUUCGUCUAUAUUGAACAUGCAUCUUGUCCGAAAUGAUCGCACGGGAGAACGAUAUAUUUUAGGAGGAACAGAUGAUGGUGGCAUUGCUAUCUGGGCACUGGAAUCCUUAAAACUCCAAGCGCGAUUUACUCCGUUUAUCGUACCUCUGACGCGUGUAGCGCAGGUGCUACAAUCCAACGAAAAUGCAGGGCCUCUACGGGGAUCGUUACUAUGCGUCUCAGGCGAUGGAACUAUUACUGUGGUAUCGAUAGAAGGCUUCGAAAUGCUUUACCUCAUUCCUGGGGCGUCCUCUCCGAUAGCCCGCAUCUAUACUGGUGGGGAUGACAACAACCGUGCACUAUUGAUCUACGCAGAUGGGAGUGCGCGUGUCUGGGAUGUUGAGUCGGGCGAGUUUCUUCGUGCAACGAACGAAGAGAAAGCCAAAGAGCUCGUCGAUGCUGGUGGCUGGAUCAACAUCUCCCUCGACAAGUCGGAGCUGACCUCAAUCUCCAUUUCGAUACUUAGUGGAUCUGCUGGGCAUGUUUCAUUGUGCACCCUGUUGCUGAGUCUAGAUCGCUUCCUAAAAUACACCUCCGUGAACGUUAAAUCUUUGGGACUUGCGUUAUCAUCAUCAUCUGCCCCUUCAAACGCUACACUUUCACAGCUUCGUGCUGUAUUGUCCGUAUUGCUGACGCCUGGACUCAGUCCUGACAUAGACGAAAUCUGCGAAAAUAGGCUUGGUACCAGCCCAACGUCGAGCACGGUAGGGUUUGCAUCUGCGCUUGCCACCACCAUUUACCAUCAUGAUCAUACCAUUCACGCUUGGUCAAUGUCGGCAAAAGUUUCUGCUGAUCGCGUCCUCGCGAUCGUCUCGGUCUUGAAGAUUUUGUCAUUUGCCGAAGAGCUGUCGCAUGAUUGCCAGACAGUUAUAACAUUCUACUCUACCUCCCUAGCCCAUGUGGUGGGUGCGUCAUACCAAGCCCCAGACGUCGCGUAUUUGGCUACGCAGUGGUUCGACUCAUCCAAUGACAUCCGGCAAGCCGCGAAAACACUUUUUGAAGCAGGGAUUGUGCGUCUUUCGGAUGAAGAGAGCAUUGCCCUUGUUGAUGCAUGGCAACACCACCUGCCAUGCUUGCAGCCUUCAAUCGAGAAGGAAUCCGCGAAAUCUUCACUCGCUUUAUUCAUCUGCGGAUACAUGGCAGCUGAGAAAUACAGUCUAUUAUCCACCAGUUCACUCAUCGACAUCUCCAAGUCCAUCGUGUUGUAUUUGCACGACGAAUCAUCUGCGCACCGUGGUCUAGUCAUUGACCUGUGCGCACGCGGAUUUCAGAUAUGGCAGCAUUACAUCGAUGCUAUGGCGAUGCUCCGUGCAUUGUACACCCUCGCUACAAACACACGUAAGGAAAUUAUCUCAGCUCGAAACAUCGGACCCCAAGCAAGAUUGGCAGUCUUGCAAAUCGCAUCGAGUAGCACGCCUUUCUUCAUGACCACGCUCACACUAGACAUUCUCAAUCCAAAGACGCUGGACCAGCGGAAAGCAGUCAUGCAACUGGUAGCGUUCAUGAUCAGGAAGAGACCCCUGAUCCUGUACCCAAAUCUCCCCAGGUUGAUGGAAGCCGUGGUCAAAUCACUGGAUCCCAAUUCUACUGCAAGCCGGGACGCCGUGCUCGACAGUGCAACCGAAAUCAUCGGCCAUGUGGUGAAGACGUUCCCCACAGUCGACUUCCACAUGGCGACUCAACGCCUUGCCGUCGGAACGAGCGAAGGCGCUUUCAUUAUGUAUGAUCUCAAGACAGCAACGCAGCUGUAUGUUCUCGAAGGACAUAAACGCCGACCGGCGGCGUGUACGUUUUCACCUGACGGACGCCGCCUCGUGACUGUGUCCCUUGAAGAAGGUGUCGUGCUUGUCUGGAAAGUUGGCUCAAGCUUCACGAGUUUCUUCAACCCUGGAGCUCCACCCAGGCAAGGUCAUGGUGGGUCUUUACCGUUCAAAACACUCAAUUUCAAUGUUGGCGACGAAGCUAACAUGACUAUUACGGGCACAUUGGAGUGGGUGAAGUUUGAAUGGCCGGCCGAACGCACCGUCCGUCUUCACAUCCGAGAAAGCGUCCUGACCUUUAGUACCUGA
Messenger RNA from Suillus subalutaceus, 4305 nucleotides. RefSeq lists its product as uncharacterized. The transcript is spliced from 20 exons. Lineage: Eukaryota; Fungi; Basidiomycota; Agaricomycetes; Boletales; Suillaceae. Gene Ontology annotation, molecular function: protein binding. The record is from RefSeq and is a predicted model, not a curated record. Gene Ontology annotation, cellular component: cytoplasm. Bases 1 to 4305 code for a protein of 1434 amino acids.